This is a messenger RNA of Triplophysa dalaica, 5773 nucleotides long. It is a transcript of the gene sema4e, whose product is annotated as semaphorin 4e. The coding region runs from base 2623 to 4917 and encodes 764 amino acids. Gene Ontology annotation, biological process: axon guidance; semaphorin-plexin signaling pathway; positive regulation of cell migration. The record is from RefSeq and is a predicted model, not a curated record. The transcript is spliced from 15 exons. Gene Ontology annotation, molecular function: chemorepellent activity; semaphorin receptor binding. Lineage: Eukaryota; Metazoa; Chordata; Actinopteri; Cypriniformes; Nemacheilidae.
AAAUUUCGAGAACUUAAGUGCGAGAAGAGUUUUGUGUGUUCUUCAUACUUGUACUUUGAGGGGAACUGAGAGUAAUGUAUUUCACAGUUGAAUUGUGUUUGCAUGAGAUUUACAAAGGUGCAUAUAUAUCUGAAUGCAAAUGAUACAAAAUUAUAUCUAAUGUCCUUACUCUGUCAUACUAUGUCGCUCUUCAAGAUGCAUUGAAGAGCAUUAUUUUGAAACUUCUGAGUGUGUUUGUGAUGUGUGUGGGCAGGUUUGCAUGUGCUCAAGGGCCGAGUUUCUGAAAAUCGCACCUGUUUUUUGGAAGGAUGCUCGCUUAGACAAUAAUUCACAAAGGAAGGAAGUCAUGUCUUUGUUUAUAUUUAAAAACUACAAACAAUGUAUUGAAGGGCUUGUGGGUGUGCAGUAAAUUCAGUCAUUAUAUAAUUAUACCAUAGUUUUCAAAAUUAAUUAUAUAGAUGUCAAUGUGUUUGACUGUGUGUGAAGUGUUCAUCAUCCCACAUUAUGAAUCUUCUAUUUUCGGACAUGUUAAGUGUCUUGAACGUUUGUUUUUGCAAGUGAUGUCUGUUUAUAUAGGUUGAUUUCAUUGAUGCAUAUGCUGAAAGCGUAAACAGUAUAUGGCCUUAUAUUCUUACAUGUUUCUCAAGACAUAUAUCUACACACGCAUGUUCAGGACACAUAUUGUAAAAUUAUACAGUAUAAUACACAAUAUUAACCCAACAGAGGGAAUUUAUGUUGUUCUCUCGGAAAUCUGCAUGACUUAUUCAUAAUGAUACAUUUAUUCAAUAUGCAUACAGUACAUGAAAACAGGCAAUUGUGUAGUACACGUAUCAUUGUGUCAAAAAGAGACAAACCCAACUGUUGGGUUAUGAAUUCAGGUUGUUGGUUGAGUACAUUCAGUUUUGAUCCAACCAUGAAAAUAAUUGAUGUAUUAUAAAUAAUAUAUUGUAUUGUAGAUCUUAAGUAGCAUAUACUUUAGGGUAUAAUAUAUUGUUGCUGUUCUCAGAUACCUAGAAUGUCAAAAUUUGCUGAUUUUCAGGAAAUUGCUAAACUCUGCUGCAGAACGAUUGCAUACUGUGCUGUCAGAGUUGACGAGCACAAGCAAGGAUAGUUCACCUAAAAUUAACAUUCUGUCUUCAUUUACUCACUCUCAAAGAAAGAUAUUUGGAAGAUUUGUUUGUUAGCAAUUUACAUUUCUGGGCACCACUAACCACCACAGUUAAAAAAAUAUUACAUAGAAAAAUAAAUACACAGAAAACGAACCCAAUACUAUUUUUUUAUGACGGAGGAACAUAUCCGAGGCUUUGUGGUAAUGUGAUUGACGCAACGUGAGGUCGUAUUUAUUUUUGAACCUCUGGAAAUUUCCGACACAAACUUCUGACUCAAUGUGCAAUGGGCUUAACAGUUCUGGGACACCUUUGACUAUCAUUUACAUGUUUCCUACUUUGGUAGUCAAUGAUGCUCUAGAAAUGUCAGUUGCUAACAAUUCUUCCAAAUAUCUUUCUUUGUGUUCAACCGAAACAUAUUUGGGUGAACAGUUCCUUUGAGAUUUGCAAAACCCAGUGACAACCAUAAAAGGUGAUUAAUAACAACUAUUUAUGGCCAAAGAUAAAAUUAUGGAGAUAUGAGAUUUCAAAAGGGCAGCGGCUAUAGGACUACGCAGUUUUUCUAUAUAUAAACUUGAGGGAUGAUAAACGUUUGACGUUUUACCAUUAGAGCUCAUGCGCUUAUCUGAUUGAGGUUUUUGGUUUGUGUGGUAUAGAAAAUAGUCUCACCAUUUCUCAGAAUAAGGAGCUUUGUAUUGGGCCAGUUGAAACUGGUUAAGACUUAAAAAAGAUGUCGUUUGUUAGCUUUUUUGUGCCAAAAAGCAUUUUCAAGUGUUUCUCUUAAACCUUCUAAACAAGUUUGUCCAUCAUUUUGAUUCUCUCUAUAUAAACUAGCAAGAAAGGAAGGAAUGGAGUGUUUUGUAGGCAGGUGACAACACACUAACAUUGUAGGGGAACAUUUUGCACUGCCACACUUUUUUCUGUUGUGAUUUUAUAAACAUUUUAUCUUCUAAUUUAAUAUAGCCAUACAUACAUCUAAAAGCUAUUUCGCAGUCAACACUUUGUUCAUUUUAUGAGCUUGUUACAAAAUGCUUGCUUAAUCUUCCUUUUUACACCCGUUGGGUAACACAUCCUUUUAGCUGUACAUUGUUCUGAAUAGUAAGCAAUUUAAAGACGAGGGCAACUUUUUUCAACUUUUUUUCAAACUGUUGGCCACUCGAUAGCGUGCAUGUGUUCUGAAACUAGUUUAGAUCUUGAUGUAUGAGGAUGUGGUCGAUGAUAUUUCUGUUGUCAUGGAGCUGAAAAUACAGAACAUUGUCCUCUAGUUCUUGUAAGCAAAUGCUUUCAUCCUCUGCAUUAGCAUGACUAAAGCAAUGACAGAUAUACUGUCGCCAGCACCCCUCCAUCCUGACGCCUUCUGUCUCUCGCUGUCUCUCGAGUCUUUCAACAAAUGUGUGGUUUACUCUCCCUCUCUCUCUCUGUAGAUACCUUGCCAGAGAUCUUUGCACCGUCUUUGAGGUGUUUUUUGCAGCUGAAGUCACAUAUCUCAGUUUGGAACCGAACUGAAUAAACCGUUAUGUUACUGCUGGCUGUUGUAUGCCUGCUGUGUCUCUGGAGUCCAGCCACGUUGGCGGGAGGUGUGGGAUCAGUACCGAACUGCAUGCCCCGGAAAACAGUGUCUCUUAAGAGCAACGGAGGUCAUUCGUUUCGCGAGGAUGGUGUUUUGAACUACACCACGAUGCUGGUGAGGGAAGAUCUCAACCUGCUCAUCCUGGGUGCCAGAGAGGCUAUUUUUGCCCUCGAUCUAGCUAAUAUUACGUCCAAGAAGGCCAUGAUGAAAUGGCAAGUCACAGACGAGCAGAAUGACGAAUGUGUCAGAAAAGGAAAAGAUGCUACGAACCAAUGUAAAAAUUAUAUUAGGAUUCUUCAUAAAAAGGACGAUGGCACGAUGUACACUUGUGGAACCAAAGCGUUUAACCCAACCUGUGGCUAUUUGUCUUGGGCUGAUGGACAGCUGGUUUUGGAGGACAAACAAGAAGACGGGAAAGGAAAAUGUCCAUUCGACCCUUUUCAGGGUUACACAUCUGCGAUGGUCGAUGGAGUGCUAUACUCCGCCACAUCAAUAAAUUUUCGUGGCUCAGAGCUCGCCAUGACACGCAGUUCAGAUGAAAUCAUACGCACAGAUGUAACAGCCAACUGGCUCAGUGAACCGAAUUUCAUCCACAUGGCACACAUACCGGAGAGUGAAAACAAACCAGAGGGAGACGAUGACAAGAUCUAUCUCUUCUUCACCGAAGCAGCAGUUGAAUAUGACUCCUACAGCAAGGUGGACGUCUCUCGUGUGGCACGCGUGUGCAAGGGGGACUUGGGUGGCCAGAGGACACUCCAAAAAAAGUGGACAUCAUUCCUGAAAGCGAGGCUUGAGUGUUCUGUUCCAAACACCAAGCUGCCUUAUCUUGUCCAGGAUGCGUUUCACCUGUGCCCUGGCAACUGGAGAACUUGCGUUUUUUAUGUGGUCUUCACCCCACAAUCGGACUCCUCUCAAUCCUCUGCAGUGUGUGCGUAUGGAAUCGAAGACAUCAAGGCAGUGUUCUCAAAAGGCAAGUUUAAGGUGCCUGUUAAAGUGGAGACAUCAUUUGUGAAGUGGUUGGUGUACACAUCUGAUCUGCCCGACCCCCGACCCGGAGCGUGCAUUGAUGAUUAUGCCAGAUCAAAGGGCAUCAAUAGGUCACUGGACCUGCCGGAUAAAACACUGCAGUUUAUUAAAGACAACCAUCUGAUGGACCAAGAAGUUAAGCCUCUUGGAAAGCGCCCUCUGCUGGUGAGGACAGGCCCCGCUUUUACCAGAAUUGUGGUGGCCACUACAACUGACCUGAACGGAGAUAGCCAUCACAUCAUGUUCAUCGGCACAAAGAGCGGAUCGGUGCUGAAAGCUGUGAAUUAUGAUGGAGAGAUGGUCAUCAUGGAGGAGAUUCAACUCUUUGAAUCCUCACAGCCCAUCAAGAUCUUACGACUUUCCAACAGCACGCAGCAGUUGUAUGCGGGUUCAGAUGCAGGCGUGGUGCAGGUGUCAGUUAGCAAGUGUGGGCGGUAUGACACCUGUCUGGACUGCGUCCUGGCAAGAGAUCCGUACUGUGGCUGGAACCUCGACACAGACCGUUGCUCUACCGUAAACACCUCACACAGAGACAGUUCUGUGAUUCAGAGUGUAAAGGAGGGAAACGCCAGCAGAUGUCAACAAUUAGAUAACAGUAAACCUGUGAACAUCUCAUUUUUCCUUGGCAAUACCGUGAAACUUUGGUGCCAGCCGUAUUCCAAUUUGGCACAGGUAGAAUGGCACGUGAACGGACGACCAAUCAAAGCUUCAGAGACCUUCCAGAUCCUCUCAGACGGCCUGAUGGUCUUCAACGCCUCAAUGGACGACAACGGCCACUACACCUGCGAUUCCAUCGAAACCGUCCUCCACCAGAAAUACAGAACUCGGCACGUCGCGUACGAUCUGAAACUGUGGGUAGGAACCGGAACUACAGCAUCACUGCAUGAUGUUCGAGAAAAACACAACACUUUCAUAGCCAUGGUGGUGAUUUUGACACUGAUGUUGGCUGGGCUAGUCAUUUGGAAUCUAUACAAAGGUCAUCUUCCAUUGCCGUUCUGUCCUAGGGGUCCGAUGAACAGGUCUGAAGUCGACCAUCUCGAUGGAAACCGAACUGGAGACCAUAAACUAGCAUCAUCAAGGAACAUGAACAGCAAUAACAACCAUUUAAAUGACCGGCGAUGUUCUGACUUUAAAGAAACAGACAGACUGGCAACCACGACCGGUUCCACAGUUCAUGUCUCAUUACAAUAUAUAGAUGAUGAAUCUGAGAUUUGACUGGCUAAUGUAACGCUUAGGCUUUUGUCCAGAACACCAAGCGCAAUGGUGCUUGGUGUAAAUCGAAAUGAUUUUGUGUCCCUGAAUCAACAUUUGCUCCUAAUGUCAUUUUUCAAUCCUUAAAUCUGCGACAACAGGCCCAGACAGUUGCUAAAAUAACAAUGCUUUCUCAAGACAUUUGGGAGUUUUAAGGCAGUACAUUGUCUUGUUAAAAACCUGAAAUGCACAUAACCGUGACUUCUAUGACAUGUUUCCUUUGAUGGAAAUUCCAGAUGAGCAAGAAUGAAGGUCCUUUAUUUCAAAGACAUGCAGCUUUUUAACACUCUGGAUUAAAACAGAAAAGAAUGACUGUUCUGUUUAAGAUGCAGAUUAACAAGACUUCAUUCAGUAUCAUUUGCGUUGAAACUUUGAUUCAAUGCAAAAUUGUUCAAUGCUUUGUACAGUUUUAGGGUCUUUUAUCACAUGAACCCAUUUCUUAAAGCAGUGUUUUUUUAAUAGUGAUGUGUUUUAUAGGUUGUUAACAUUACAUGACAUUUUUGUCCCUCACAGCUACUAUUUAAGCAAAAACAAUUAAUUUUUCUUUUAAACAAACAAAAUAUUUUAUCCUUAGGUCCCAAAUGUUUACUUUUAGAUUUUUAUUGUAAGAACAGUUUUUGUAGACAAAUCCAGGCAUUCGAUAUGCAAAAAAAGGUUUCAAAUGAAUGAAAAACAAGUUUUUAGCCUGCUAUAUGAGAAAUGUACAAAACAUUAUUUUCUAUGCUGAUAUUUGAAAUUUACAAGUUUAUUUGAAUAAAACCUUGUUCUUUCACCAACAGGGAUACAUGUGGCAUCAAUAAACAAACACCCUGACAUACUA